AUGUUUGCGGCACGCGCGACACGGGCCUCGCCUGCUCGACUGGCAGCGAGCGCUCUCCGCAAUGGCGCUCUCAGUCGUGCCAGUCGGUCCAUCCACCCCGUCGCGUCCACUUCCGGCUCGUCGGCUUCUCUCUCCACCCUGACUCGCGCCAGCCCAGCUGCUACGGCCGGCUCUUCCCUCGCGCGCGCCUUCUCGACAUCUUCGGUGGUUCGUCGCGCCACUCCUAUCGAGGAGGGCGACGGAGAGCCCUUCGACCUGACGACCGUCGAGCGUGUCUCGGACGAGGUCGACGUCAUCAUCGUCGGCGGUGGCCCCGCCGGUCUGAGUGCGGCCAUCAAGAUCAAGCAGCUCGCCGAGCAGCGCGGCGAGGAGAUCCGCGUCGUCGUUCUCGAAAAGGGCCCAGAGGUGGGUAACCACAUCCUCUCUGGCGCCGUGAUCCAGACGAAUGCGCUCGAAGAGCUCUUCCCCGACUGGAAGGAGCUCGGUGCUCCGCUCAACCAGCCCGCGCUCCAGGACCAGAUGCGCUUCCUCACCCCCACCGGCUCCAUCCCCAUGCCGCAUCCCCCACAGAUGUCCAACAAGGGCAACUACAUUGUGUCGCUCUCGCGCGUCGUCUCGUGGCUCGGCGAGCAGGCCGAGGCAGCCGGUGUCGAAAUCUACCCGGGCUUUGCUGCCGCUCAGCCCUUGUGGCAGAUGGACGACAAUGGAAAGCCGAUCGGCAUCAAGGGUGUCAUCACCAACGAAAUCGGCCUCGACAAGUCGCGCAAGCCCAAGGAUUCGUUCGAGCCAGGCAUGGAGUUCCACGCUCCCAUCACCCUCUUCGCCGAGGGCGCGCACGGCUCCAUGACGCAGAAGAUGAUCAGGCAGCUCGGCCUGCGCGACCAGGUGGGCGCCGACCCACAGACCUACGGCCUUGGCGUCAAGGAGGUGUGGCGCGUCAAGCCCGAGAAGCACCAGGCCGGUCUCGUGACGCACACGAUGGGAUGGCCGCUCGACCCGAGCACCUACGGCGGUAGCUGGAUGUACCACAUGGAGGACAACAUGGUCUCGAUCGGUCUCGUUGUGGGCCUCGACUACCAGAACCCCUACCUGAGCCCCUUCCGCGAGUUCCAGCGCAUGAAGCACCACCCCUUUUUCAAGGACAUCCUCGAGGGUGGAGAGUGUCUCGCCUACGGCGCCAGGACGCUCAACGAGGGUGGCUACCAGUCGAUCCCCAAGCUGCAUUUCCCUGGUGGUGCGCUCGUUGGCUGUGCUGCCGGAUUCCUCAACGUGCCCAAGAUCAAGGGCACGCACAACGCAAUGAAGUCGGGCAUGGUCGCCGCCGAGGCGGUGGUGGAGGCACUGGCCAAGCGCGCCGAGUCCGGCUCCGAGGAGUCGAUCGACCUGGCCGACUACAAGACGCGACUGGACGACACGUACGUGAUGAAGGAGCUGUACGAGGUGCGCAACCUGCGCCCUUCGUUCAACGGCCCGCUGGGCUUCUGGGGUGGCCUGAUGUACUCGGGCCUCGACUCGAUGAUCCUCAAGGGUCGCGUGCCCUGGACGUUCCACCACCACGGCGAGGACCACGCGCAGACCAAGCCGGCGUCGCAGUGCGAGCCGAUCGAGUACCCCAAGCCGGACGGCAAGCUGUCGUUCGACAUCCUCACCUCGGUGUCCAGGACGGGCACCAACCACGCCGAGGACCAGCCGGUGCACCUCGUGGUCAAGGACGGCGAUUACAAGGGCCACGUCGAGAGGAAUGUGGGCACCUUUGAGGGCCCGCUCGGCCGCUGCUGUCCCGCAGGCGUGUACGAGUAUGUCGAGGCGGAUUCGCCCGACCAGGAGCACGCGCUGGGCCAGAAGCUGGUGAUCAACAGCCAGAACUGCAUCCACUGCUACACCUGCUCCAUCAAGACGCCCGACCAGAGCAUUCGAUGGGACGUGCCCGAGGGCGGAGGAGGACCUAAGUACUCGAUGACCUGA
Molecule: messenger RNA, 1965 nt
Organism: Moesziomyces antarcticus
Lineage: Eukaryota; Fungi; Basidiomycota; Ustilaginomycetes; Ustilaginales; Ustilaginaceae
Product: oxidoreductase
Exons: 1
Coding region: 1-1965 (654 amino acids)
Biological process (GO): electron transport chain
Cellular component (GO): mitochondrial inner membrane
Molecular function (GO): electron-transferring-flavoprotein dehydrogenase activity; iron-sulfur cluster binding
Source: RefSeq, a predicted model, not a curated record